GUGACUUCUGCAAAGUCAUUUCAGCAGUAUGUUUACAUGGGGAGAGGACAGUCAGGGCGGGUUUCGGGUGAAAAAGGGUUCAGUAAGUGCAGCAGGUGAUGGAGUUUACUUUCUGAAGCUCGGUUUUCACAUUAAGGAUCUGUCAGCAGGUCAUAAUGUGCUCGCUUUCGUCAAAAGUGAUGGAAACGUGUUCAUCAUCCGCACAAACGAGAGCAACGAUGGAAGAAGAGUGAGAGGAAACCAGAAGUCUGUGAAAUACAAAGAGAAGAUUGAGGCUGUGAGUUGUGGUGAUGAUGUGGUCACACUGCUGUCUGAAACAGGCAGAGUUCUCUAUGUGGACUCAGCUCACCCUCCUUUUACACCCAGGCCACUGGAAGUGUUGUGUAACAUACCAGUAUCUCAGGUUGCUUGUGGGAGCCAGCAUUCAGUCGCCCUGACCAAAGAUGGUCAGGUGUAUACAUGGGGCCAGGACUUCAGAGGCCAGCUGGGUCUGGGAAGGAGGAAACUCGGUGGCGAUUCACCCCAACAUCUCAGAUCUCUGUCAUCGAUCCCCCUGGUCCAGAUCGCUGCAGGGGGGGAGCAGAGCUUUGCCCUCUCUGUCUCUGGAGGGGUGUUCAGCUGGGGCAGAAAUGACUGUGGACAGCUCGGGCUGGGAGACACUACAGACAGACACACACCAACCCCUGUUCAUUCUCUGGACAUGAAAAAAACUAUUCACAUCUCUUGUGGAAAGGACCACACUGCCAUUUUGACAAAGGAUGGUAUAGUGUUCACAUUUGGCUCCAGUCAGUAUGGACAGCUUGGGCACAACUCAUUCAGUGUUGAACUACGUCCUCGUAUUGUUGCAGAGCUCUGGGGGUCAAAGGUCAUCAAGAUUGCAUGUGGACGACAUCACACAUUAGUGAUGACGGACUCCAAGAGAGUCUACUCCUUUGGGUGUAGAGAGCAAGGCCAGCUGGGACAUGGAGAGGAGAGUCAUCCAUCUGUGCCGCUGCCUGUUCAACUGCCACAGGACACCACUGAUGUUCCCCAAAUUCGGAACAUCUACGCAGGAGGAAACUGUUCAUUUGCAACAUGUUCGUCUACUGAGGACAUUCAUGAGGGGUCAAACCGUGACAGUAUGAACAAGGUUCAGCACUGUCUUGAUGGUUUGAUUGACAAAUGGAGCUCUGCACAUGAUUCAGAGUCAUGGAAAACAAUAGAACACAGAGAUAAGCAUUUCCAAACCUCUCCAACAUACUUUGGCUUGAACUUGUCAGUUGCAAACCACAAUUUCAAUAAACUGGUGAAGAAGGAUACUGUUUUGGCAGAGGUUGAAACUGCUGUCAUGCAUUUGCUUCCCUCUCUUGAUAAGAAUCCAGUGGGUGUGGAGGGGCUGAGGAUCUAUCUGCUUCUCAUUGAGCUUCUGCAUGUGAUCCAGAAAAUGAAAUGGCAAUGGAGCACAAAUCUUGCUGAGGCUGUUGCUGCCGCCAUAGUAGGACUGUCUGCUGACAGCCUCCAGGUCAUAGGGGACUGGUGGUCCUCACUGUCAGCUUCCACCAUGAUUAAAUAUAUUGACGUGUGGAAGCAGACCCUCUCAGUGAUCCUGUCCUUAGAUCCGGUUCCACGCAACACUGGAGUCAAAAACCUGCUACUGGUCCUCCAAUACUUGUACAAUAAGGUGGCUGCUGAGCCACUUAUCCUUUGUGGCUUUCCAAUUGUGAUGGAUUUGCAAACAAAGAAAAAGGUGUUUGACUGGAAUGCUGCAUACACCAGGAUGGAAACAAUGGGUCGCUCCUGGUGGGAUUUAUUUCGUAAAUGUGGACGUGAGGUGCUACCUGAAGAGCUGCUCUUUAGACUGGACUUGACCAAAGCUUCAGUUUUGGAAGACGCCUUUGAACAACUGGCUGCUGUUGACCACAGUGACUACAAGAAGCUACUUGUGAUGUUCUCUGCUGAAUCUGAGAUGUUCAUAUUCAACAACUCCACAACGCUGGCAUGGUUCCCCUCAAGAGCAACACAAGAUGAGAAGAGAUACUUCAUGUUUGGAUUUCUGUGUGGAUUGGCCUUGUUCAACCAGUGCAUCAUCCACUUACCGUUCCCAUUGGUACUGUUCAAGAAGCUGCUCGGUGUAAAGCCUUCACUGGAGGAUAUGAUGGAAUUCAGUCCAUGUGUCGGAAAGACUCUACAGUACAUCCUGGAAGAUGAUGACAUCGAAAACCUGGACAUGUAUUUCUUAAUCAACUGGGAUGAGACAGAUGUUGACCUUGAUCCUGGCAAUCCUGAAAAGCUGGUGACAAAUCAAAAUAAGAAGGAAUAUGUGGAUGCCUACGUAAAUUAUGCCUUCAACACAUCAGUGGUGAGGCUGUUCCAGGAGUUCGAGCGAGGCUUCUUCCAGGUGUGUGACCGGAAUUUGGUGAAGCUGUUUCGGCCAAAGGAGCUACAGGAAGUUCUUGUGGGCAAAGACUUCCAUGAUUGGACAAAGCUGAAACAGAACACAGGUUAUGAGGGGGAUUGCCAUGCCGGACACCCCACCAUACAGAUGUUUUGGGAGGUUUUUGAUGAACUCACUGAGGAUCGCAAGGCAGCUUUCCUUUGGUUUUUGACAGGUUUUGAGAAGAUUCCUAUUCUUGGUGUGGAUACGAUCAAGAUGACAGUUCGAGUUAAAGAAGUUGAAGACCUCUCCUACGACCAGUACUACCCUGAGACACAUACAUGUUUCUCAAUCCUAGAGUUGCCCAUAUACUCCACCAAGGAGAUCAUGCGAGACAGGCUGACAGAGGCCCUGACUGAUAAAAAGGAAGAACUGAAACCCUUUGAGGUAAAAAAGCACAACAUCCUGCACAGCAGCACAUGUAGAUACCUGAUCCUGGACUUCAGCGGUGAAGGAGUCUUUGGCACAGUUGCCAAGUGUAGUCAUUUCAGCAGUAUGUUUACAUGGGGAGAGGACAGUCAGGGGGGGUUUCGGGUGGAAAAGGGCUCAGUAGAUGCAGCAGGUGAUGGAAUUCACUUUCUAAAGCUCAGUUUUCACAUCAAGGAUCUGUCAGCAGGUCACAGUGUGCUCGCUUUUGUCAAAACAAAUGGAAAUGCGUUCAUCAUACGCACAAAUGAAAGGAACGAUGGAAGAAGAGUGAGAGGAAAACAGAAGUUUGUGAAAUACAAAGAGAAGAUUGAGGCUGUGAGUUGUGGUGAUGAUGUGGUCACACUGCUGUCUGAAACAGGCAGAGUUCUCUUUGUGGACUCAGCUCAUCCUCCUUUUACACCCAGGCCACUGGAUGUGUUGUGUACCACAUACCAGUACCACAUACCAGUAUCUCAGGUUGCUUGUGGGAGCCAGCAUUCAGUCGCCCUGACCAAAGAUGGUCGAGUGUACACAUGGGGCCAGGACUCCAGAGGCCAGCUGGGUCUGGGAAAGAUAAAGCUCAACACCAAUGCACCCCAACACCUCCAAUCCCUGUCAUCUAUCCCCCUGGUCCAGAUCGCUGCAGGGGGGGACCAGAGCUUUGCCCUCUCUGUCUCUGGAGGGGUGUUCAGCUGGGGCAGAAAUGACUGUGGACAGCUCGGGCUGGGAGACACUACAGACAGACACACACCAACCCCUGUUCAUUCUCUGGACAUGAAAAAAACUAUUCACAUCUCCUGUGGAAAGGACCACACUGCCAUUUUAACAAAGGAUGGUGUAGUGUUCACAUUUGGCUCCAGUCAGUAUGGACAGCUUGGGCACAACUCAUUCAGUGAAGAACUACGUCCUCGCAUUGUUGCAGAGCUCUGGGGUGCAAAGGUCAUCCAGAUUGCAUGUGGACGACAUCACACAUUAGUGAUGACGGAUUCCAAGAGAGUCUACUCCUUUGGGUGUGGAGAACAAGACCAGCUGGGACAUGGAGAGGAGAGUCAUCCAUCUGUGCCACUGCCUGUUCAACUGCCACAGGAUGCCACUCAUGUUCCUCAAAUACGGGACAUCUACGCAGGAGGAAGCUGUUCGUUUGCAACAUGCUCAUCCACUGAGGACGUUCAUGAGGGGUCAAACAGUGACAGUAUGAACAAGGUUCAGCACUGUCUUGAUGGUUUGAUUGACAGAUGGACCUCUGAACAUGAUUCAAAGUCAUGGAAAAAGAUAAAACAGGAAAUCCAAAGGAUAUUUUCUUUUGCAUCCUGUGUGAAUCAAAGCUUCCUUGAGCAAAGCAGAGAUAAGCAUUUCCAAACCUCUCCAACAUACUUUGGCUUGAACUUGUCAGUUGCACGCCGCAAUUUCAAGAAACUGGUGAAGAAGGAAAAUGUUUUGGCAGAGGUUGAAACUGCUGUCAUGCACUUGCUUCCCUCUCUUGAUAAGAAACCAGUGGGAGUUGAGGGGCUGAGGAUCUAUCUACUUCUGAUUGAGCUUCUGCAUGUGAUCCAGAAACACAAACGGCAACAGAGCACACACCUACCUGAGGCCGUUGCUGCUGCUGUAGUAAGACUGUCUGCUGACAGCCUCCAGGUCAUAGGGGACUGGUGGUCCUCACUGUCACCCUCCACCAUGGUUAAAUAUGUUAAAGUGUGGAAGCAGACCCUCUCAGUGAUCCUGUCCUUACGUCCAGUUCCACGCAACAAUAGUGUCAAAAACCUGCUACUGGUCCUCCAAUACAUGUACAAUGCCAACAGCAGGAUCACAGAACCUCGAAGGAUGCCAGAAAGAGAUUUUUGUUUGUCAAUGGAUGAAGGCUUUCUCAAUCAGGAUCUGCAGCUUUGGCGUUUACGGUCACAUCGCAAGAACAUGCGUGUUGAGCCACUUAUCCUAUGCAGCUUUCCAAUUGUGAUGGAUCUGAAAUCAAAGAAAAGGGUGUUUGACAUGAAUGCCGAAUACACAAAGGAUGAAGCAGUGGAACAUGUCAUCUUUGAUUUGUUUUGGGUACUUGGAUGGUUUCCCCCUUUGCCUCAAAGGCUGCUUUUUGAACUGGACCUGAAGCGAGCAACAGUUUUGGAAGACACAUUUCAACAACUGGCUGCUGUUGAUCACAGUAACUACAAGAGGGCUCUCAUGGUCUACUUUGAUGCAAACUAUUUUGCUGUUGAUGAUGAUAAUCUCCAAGUAAAAGACUUUUUUCAUGACGUGUUUCAUGAGAUGUUCUCUGCUGAAUCUGAGAUGUUCAUGUUCAACGACUUGAAAACGCUGGCAUGGUUCCCCUCAAAAGCAACACAGGACGAGAAGAGAUACUUCCUGUUUGGAGUUCUGUGUGGAUUGGCCUUGUUCAACCAGUGCAUCAUCCACUUACCGUUCCCAUUGGUACUGUUCAAGAAGCUGCUCGGUGUAAAGCCUUCACUGGAAGAUAUGAUGGAGUUCAGUCCAUGUGUCGGAAAGACUCUACAGUACAUCCUGGAAGAUGAUGACAUUGAAAACCUGGACAUGUAUUUCUUAAUCAACUGGGAUGACACAGAGGUUGACCUUGAUCCUGACAAUCCUGAAAAGCUGGUGACAAAUCAAAAUAAGAAGGAGUUUGUUGAUGCCUACGUGAAUUAUGCCUUCAACACAUCAGUGGUGAGGCUGUUCCAGGAGUUCAAGCGAGGCUUCUUCCAGGUGUGUGACCGGGAUUUGGUGAAGCUGUUUCGGCCAAAGGAGCUACAGGAAGUUCUUGUGGGCAAAGACUUCCAUGAUUGGACAAAGCUGAAACAGAACACGCAUUAUGAGUGGGGUUACCAUGCCGGACACCCCACCAUACAGAUGUUUUGGGAGGUUGUUGAAGAACUAACUGAGGAUCAGAAGAUAGCUUUGCUUUGGUUUGUGACAGGUUUUGAGAAGGUUCCUAUUCUUGGUGUGGAUACAAUCAAGAUGACAGUUCGAGUCAAACAAGUUGAAGACCUCGCCUACGACCGGUACUACCCUGAGACACAUACGUGUUUCUCAAUCCUAGAGUUGCCCAUAUACUCCACCAAGGAGAUCAUGCGAGACAGGCUGACAGAGGCCCUGAGCAACAAGAGAAAUAGCCACAAGUGAUGGUUGCACUGUACCCCAAUGAAACUCUGUAUCUAUACUGCUUUCUAGUUGGGAUCCCCAACAGAGAACUGUUAGAGAGCACUUUGUAAAUGGCUGAG
Scomber japonicus (chub mackerel) is the source of this 6048-nucleotide messenger RNA. RefSeq lists its product as uncharacterized. Gene Ontology annotation, biological process: protein ubiquitination; ubiquitin-dependent protein catabolic process. Lineage: Eukaryota; Metazoa; Chordata; Actinopteri; Scombriformes; Scombridae. Gene Ontology annotation, molecular function: ubiquitin protein ligase activity. The transcript has 45 exons. Bases 29 to 5950 code for a protein of 1973 amino acids. The record is from RefSeq and is a predicted model, not a curated record.